AUGACAAACUGGCUUCCAAGGCCACAAUCAGACUGUUCUGAACCAGCCCCCCAGAGUACCACUGGUGUUGAUUCUCAGUGUCAAGACUCCAAGCCAGGGGCUAUUUUCUUUCUUCCUUCUCGACAGCAUAGCUUCUCGACCUGCUCACCAGCCACGCCGACCAGUCCACAAAUUGAGCGAAUUGACCGCCCUGACAGCCCUCUUUGUUUCAGCUCCACCUCUUCGGUUGCUAAUCCGGUGCCUGAUGCAAAACUUUAUCUACAUCAGCAAUUAGGGCUUCUCGUCUCGCCUACUUCUUCCUCUCCAGCCUCUCUACCGCUUGAAACUUCAGCUGAAACAAAGAGCUUAAUGCACAGCAUUUUUAUGCAAUCUACAGAUGAUCGCGCCUAUGGGGAGAUCCAUGCGCCAACUAGUGAAGUGAUUUCUAUCAGAGUGGCGCAACGACGAGUGUCUUCGCUUCAUUCAAUUUCUACUCCCUCGUCUUCUGUCUCCUCAUAUUCAUCUUCUUCUCGCGGUUCUUCAGCUUCUUUAAGAUCGUCAUUCCGCCACCAUAUACCUGUUGCUUCUUCUGCCACUUCUGCCCCAAGCUCCGAUGUGGUCUUAAAUUCCAAAGGCAGAUUAUCUAGUAUUACUGGCAAAAUGGAGGACAAGUCGUUAAUUUCGCGAGCUCUCAGGCCUUAUGCCUCUGAGUCGGAGGCUAACGUCGCCGAUGAAAAGAAAUUUUCAAAAAGUCUGCCAUAA
Molecule: messenger RNA, 741 nt
Organism: Protopolystoma xenopodis
Lineage: Eukaryota; Metazoa; Platyhelminthes; Monogenea; Polystomatidea; Polystomatidae
Source: the annotation of a GenBank genome assembly